UAAUUUAUUUCUGAGAUGCGUGACACAACUGCAUGGGAGAUUUCUACUAGAUUGCAGCACUGAUGUCUUUAGAAGUGGGAGAGAUAUGGAUACUCAUAGACGCGGAAAAUAUUAUGAUCCCCAUGAAGUACCGUAAAUAUCCUGAUAGUUCCUGUCCUUGUACAAAAUAACUUAGUUAUUUAAAACUAAAUGCAUUUUUACCUCUAUAGAUAGUUGGCAUCGCAGAACCAAGAAAAGAGGUACUCGAUCAUUGCCAGACUGCCUACAAUGUUGCAGACAAGUACUGUUUUCAGAGUUGGGAAGAUGCAGCGAAACUUGAAAAAUUUGCUGACUGUGUUAUUAUAUGUACUCUUGAAUCCGAACACAUGGAGAAUGCAGAAAACUGUAAGGAGGUUGUACGUGUUUGUAAGGAGGAGAAAGUGCAACUGGUGAUAUGUACGGUACUGAGGUAUCUGCCUGAAAGUAGGAGGAUAACAGAGUUGGUUAACAAUGGUGUAGUAGGCGACAUACUCAAUAUACAGAUGAUACAUCAUCAAGGCAAUGUCAUGUACAGUCAUUGCUAUAUCAGAGGGAAUUGGUCACACGUUAAGACAGGGACAUCAUUUCUGAUUGGCUGUUGCCAUGACAUUGAUCUCAUCACUCAAUGGAUGGGUGAUCGUAGAUGUAUCAGUGUGACAUCUUUCGGGAGCAACAUACACCUGAAUAAGCAAAAUAAGCCACCAGAAGCUGGCAAAAUGUGCGUUGAUUGUCCUGUGGAAGAGAAGUGUCAAUUUUCAGCCAAAAAAAUCUACCUCGAUCCUUUCAAAAAAGGGGACAUGGGCUUCCCUGUGAAUCUGAUUACCCCAUUGGUCCCAGACAUAGAAGGUGUUACAAAGGCUAUCAAUACUACAAAGUUUGGAGAAUGUGUAUAUGAUCUUGGCACAGAGCAGUUGGACAACCAGGUCGUCAACCUGAUGUACGAGGGAGGUUCUACAGUUAGUAUGAGCCAUGUUGGUAUAACAAGUAGACAGGCUGGCAGAACAAUCAAGAUAUUUGGCACCAAGGGUGAGAUUGAAAGCAACUUAGAUGGAAGUGUCACACAUUAUGAUCUAGAGACAAACACGAAAAGUGUUUGGAAUCCGGAGCCACUAAAAGUAAAGUCUCAACUGACACAGUUUGGUGGAGCAGACUUUCAUUUGAUGGACACAUUCGUAGAUUCAGUAGCGAGGCGUGACAGUAGUCGUAUCCCUGCAACCAUAGAGUCAUCUCUGUACAGUCAUCUGCUCACGUUUGAGAUUGACAGGGCUCAGAGGGAGAAUACUAUCUUGGCAAUAUCACCUGAACUUGGUGUGUUGUAAAACCUGAACAAUUUCACGAAACGUUGAUGACAAUAGAGAGCUUUCGAUAAAAGAUUUUUUGAAAACGUACUUCAAAGGAUUUUGUCACACUGAAACCAAUUUAAUUUAAUUUAAUCGAAUUCAAUUUUGAAAUUGAUUUUCAUAAAUUGUUCCCAGUUGACAUAGUUGUUCAAUUUUCGUAUUGCCCUUAUGUAUAGUUAUACAAAUUAAAAUAUGUCCAGUAAAAGAAAAAAUAUUACCUGUCCAAUACAAGAAAAGGUAUUUCACGUUUUGUGAUUUUAUAACAUGAAGCGGGUCUUCACUCUGCGUUCGAUGGGAGCCG
Owenia fusiformis is the source of this 1659-nucleotide messenger RNA. The record is from the annotation of a GenBank genome assembly. NCBI's taxonomy places the organism in Eukaryota, Metazoa, Annelida, Polychaeta, Sabellida, Oweniidae.